Frieseomelitta varia is the source of this 7014-nucleotide messenger RNA. RefSeq lists its product as uncharacterized. The record is from RefSeq and is a predicted model, not a curated record. Gene Ontology annotation, biological process: signal transduction. The coding region runs from base 447 to 5567 and encodes 1706 amino acids. Gene Ontology annotation, molecular function: actin monomer binding. Lineage: Eukaryota; Metazoa; Arthropoda; Insecta; Hymenoptera; Apidae. The transcript is spliced from 13 exons.
UGACGUCUCUCUCUCGUCGCCUCUGACAAUCGGCUGGCAGUCGCGGUUCCGCUCGGUUCCAAGCCACGUCCGGACCUAUCUCCUCCAUCAUUUCGAUGAAACACCAUAAACCAGACUAUUGAAUCUCCUCCUUACAUUUUCCCAAUAUAUAUAUCCAAUGUUAUCGUUCAAAGUGAUUGCGAAAUUAUUAUUCAAAUUCCGUUUGAUUCGUGAAAGUAGUAAGAUAAUAAACAUACACGUAUAGAUAAAGUCGAAUAAAUCAGAUAACUGAUAGAAGGUACUGUGAUUUUGUUCAGGUCGAUGUACGUGAGAAAGUGACCAAGUGCCAGGAGACAUAAGGAUGGACAGAGUGUGCGCUGGUAGUCAGUUAUGAGGUAACAGAGCGAAGAACAGAGAGAUAUAAGUGCGUGUGUGAUAGGGAGAGAAAGGGAGAGAAAGAGGCAAAGAUGUUGUGCUUGAAGAAGCGAAGGACCUACAGCUUCACGCAGGGUGUCUGCACGGAGCUACCUAGGCGAACGAAGGAAGAGAAUCAUCGGUACGAGAGGCCCUUGAACAUGGCUAUUACGACACUGCCGCGUAAGAACAGGAUUAGAGAGGAGAGAUCAUCAAGAAUGGUUCUAACCGUGACCGAGGACACACCAGCAGACAUGCUGGCCGGUAGCAUGGAGCUCCUGGUCCAGUUGCCUCGGGACCAUCAUCUUCAAACGCAGAAGGUCACGGUGCAACGAAGUAUGCCGAUGAUGGACCUCCUCGUGCAGAUCGCCACGGCCCACAAAUUGACAGCUUCCAGUUACACUUUGCAAGCGAUUGGAGAACGUGGGAUGGUUCUACCUCAUCAACCCAAUACACCAAUUGGCGCAUUGGAUGCGCUUCAGGUAAAACUGUUACCCAAGCAGGGCACUUUCAUACCAAGGAAAGCGAAGCAGGUUAAUCAACCAUUUGAAACCACUUUUAGGUUGCAGGUACAUUUACCAAGAAACCAACUGUGGGUGUCCAGAGUCAGUCCCAAGAUGAACCUGGGUGAGAUCUUGGAACAAGUGUGCCGCGAAAAAGGUUUAGACAAGAACAAGUACGAGCUGCGUCACCCAACCAGCUUAGAGACGCUGGACUUGGCGCUGGCCCUACAGGACUAUCAUCUCCAGGAAGUUACCUUGUAUGCUAAGCAAGGCAGAACGUUAGGCUCAGCGCUCAGUACUCAAGAUAUAAUGGCUUUGCAAAGGCAGGAAGAGCGACGUAGGCAACAGGCGAAGCAAGGUGUCUUUGGAUUUGUGUUCAAAAAAUCCAAAGAGGGUUCGUUGAGUACUGACAGUCUCGGAGGACGCAGUGCAUCACCGGCGAGGAGCGACGAAACUGGAAGAAGCAUCAGUCCAUUGCAGCCGCCUACCAGACCUCAAAGAAAGCGAAGACCCGCGCCAAAGCCGCCUGCUCAGGCUGAAGCAGAAGUUAGCCAAGGUACUGAAGAAAACUCUGGAGACUCGAGCAAGGACAAGGUGGUGAUCAGUCACAGUCGCAACAGCAGCGACAGUUCAGGUUAUCACGAAGCUUCUGUGUUGAGUGACAAUCCAGAUUCCGCUGGAAGACUUCCGGAAACUUUGCCCAGGAGAAACAAGGUCCCAUUGGAAAUGCCCAGGAAAUUAGCUCAAACGUCGCAGUCCAGCAAGAGCUUGAGCAACCUUGCCUCUGUACCUGGUACGCUUAGUCACGGAAUUAGCAGUACCUCGUUGAGUUCCACAGGAUUACGAAAGAAAAGGGUUGCACCUCCUCCGCCAGUAACCAGGCCUCUGUCGUCCGCCAUCUCCACCCAAGCGCUGGAACGCAUAGUUGAUUCCGAGGAGUCUCUCACCUCGGACAUGGACCCCUCCAAGCCUCCUUCCGAUAUCGGCGCCUCGUCCAAAGCGAACUCGGACAUAGAAGAGCGUCCGAAAGCCAGCUCGGACAUCGGGGUGACAACGAUCGGCUCGAAACUGUCCUCCAGCAUCGACUUCGCCAAGCCAGACGGCUCAAAAGCGGAAUUAGAAUCGAACAGCGACAAGUGUGACCGUGAACCGCGCCAUAGAUCCGGAUCUGUAAACGUUAAGUUAUCCAGUACGGAGUCAGGACACCCUACACCCGUAGAAGAUGCUCCCGUAGAUUCUACUAGACUGCCGCGGAAAAGAGUUGGAGAACCUGUUCCGCUUCCCAAGCCUAGAAAAGCAGUGCGGCCCGAGGUGUCGAAACGCAGGUUAGCACCGUCUUCCCCAUUGAGUAGAACCACCCUCAGUUCAGACUCCAGCUAUGUAGACUGCUUGUCCAACGUCCCUGCGCGUCCCAGUACCGGAAGUUUCACGAACGACGCGAGUUCCAACCUCACCGACCGCAAGAUUAGCGUCAGGUCCAGCUGCGGAAGCUUCGUCGGUGGUGAAGAGAUGCUGGAGGUUUGUUCCAAUUGCACCACCAGCGAAGACGAGGUGUUCAUGACGCCUGAAUACCAGAGUGGAAGAAGCUUCAAUUACAAUCUAGUAGUCUUGGAGGGAAAAAACGAAACUGAACCUAUUGAUAAUGAUACCGAUGAUAGAGCCAACAAUGAAAGAAAAUUGAGUAUCAGUGAGGAUCAAGAAAGUGUAGAAGCUGCUUCAAUUGAUGAUGGAGAUAUUGAAGAAAGAAAAUCUAGUGAAGCAAGUGUAGAAGCUUCUUCGACUAGCGAUAAAGCUGAUGAUAACAGGAAGUUGAGCAUAAACGAGAGUGAAGUGAAUGUGGAAGCUUGCUCAGACCAGAAUUCCACGUUGGUGAGAACCAAACGAGGUUCAGUGGAUUCGACGAGAAGUGUUUCUGGUCAAGAGAAGAAACUCUGCGCUGUGAUCUCUACCAUGCCAAAGUGUGACCACUUGUCCUCAUUGAACGUCAAGGACACACUUGCCCAGGGUAAAGAGUGGGAACCGAAGAAGGCCCGGAUUCCUCGGACAGCGUCCAAAUCCAACGACUUUGAAGUGAAUACGUUGGAGAGACAGAAGAGACACUUGACUUCUCACGCGGAGGAUAUCACGUUUGCCCUGAAUUUGAAUGUGAAUCCAAAUUUGUUGCCCGAUCAGUUGAGGGAGUUUGACACAGAUCUUGCACAACAGCCACAACUGGAGGAGCAGGAUGAUACUGAGUCUCGAGGUGUGGGUGAAGAAAAAUCAUCCUGCGUUGCAGUGGGUUCGUCAGGUGCAUGUUGCAUAUCAUUAACGUACGCAAAUUUGUCGGAGACCGAUGUGCUGCUUCAGAAAGUAUCCGACACCCUGUCUAAUUCUCUACCAUCCAGUGAGACACCAGUGCUUCCAGCGGAGACCAAAUCAGAGCCGCUAGAUGUUUCCAAGAAGACACAUGAGAAGAGCAACAAGAACAUCGAGUAUCCUAAAGGCUUUGAUGUGAACACGAGCUCGCCGAAUCUGACUGUAAACUCUCAGCAAGACACGUCAGACUACGUAUCAGCAGCCGACGAAGACUUGUCUGUCACAGACUGGGAGUACCAACUUCCAGCUCCUCCGAGUGCCUUCAGAGAUCCUGGCUCGCCUGUGUUCGACAACUUCGAAGUGAUUUCGCCCUCGCCAGAAUCCUUCAGAGGCGCAGAAACUAACGAGUUGAUCUCAAAUCCGAGCGAGAAAGACAGAAAAACGAUCACAGAGAAGAUAGACAGACAAGGAAAAGACACCACACCAACAAAAUCCUUCAAACAGCCAAAGUUAGAGUCCGGUAUGAGAAAGGAGGUUAUUUGCGAGCUGGAGAAUAAAAUAGGUGCUUUGCCCCAAAAGGACGUGGUGGACUCCAGGAGGCUGUUGAAUCCCUCAACUCCGAAAAUCGCGCCUGUGGAUAACACGUUGUCGAACUUUACGAUCACGACUUACAGCAAGCAGAAGAAUCUCAAUAUAUUUGAGGAAGUAGAGCAGUCGAGGGAGAAUCAGAGAUUUGUUAAGUCGUUCGCGACUCUGUCUAGGAACAGGAGCAAUUCAAAUGAGGACAAGAAUCUGAAGGAAUUCAGUGUUGGAACGUCACAGGGAAAGAAGAAUACAACGCCAGAAGAAGAUGAACUGAAUGAGAAGAAGCUGGAACCAAAGAUACCGACGGAAUCCCUGCAAAGGUGGCAGUCUGGUAACGAGAAGAGCAAUAUUCAGAGAUCCAAGAGCUACGUAUCCGUGUGUGACAAACCCAACUUCCGAGGGAACAUGCACGAGGAUGAAAGUGUUAAGAACGAGAAGAACCUGGAGAUGGAUGACGUUGGAAUGGAAAAGACAACGAGUAUUAGUAAUUUGAACACUCCGACUAAAACUAACGAGAAAUGGCGGGAUAAUAUUCUGAAGCGGCCUACCAAAGAAAAGCAACUGCAAUCUGUACAGGUGCUAAAAAGCAUUUUACCGCAGUUGAAAAAUGCUCAACAGGCGGAGGAAAAUGUGCCCAAAGAUUCGAACGAUGCAGUAUUAUCUGAAAAGACGAAAUUCGAAACUAUGCCUAUUGUGCAUUCGAUCGAAUCGAAUGCAGUUCCGUCUCGUGAGUCUCAGACGGCACCAAGCAACAAGGAUGUAGAGUCCAAAAGACCGAUCCCAGAAACGAACACGAAACGAUACACUUACUCAGGACCUCCUAUGAUCAAUUUAGGUAGUUGGUCUGAACGACCGAGUGUCAAUGUCCAGAUAAAAAUGGACACGGACUACAAAUUCGGAGUGAAACAAGCGAGCAACAGAACAAUCGUCAAUAUAAGUGACUCCAAAGACGAAGUCGAUUCUUUUAAAGACGCCGACUGCUCCACUAAAAUACAGAAAAGUAAAUUCGAGAUUAUAGAGAAAAAGGAGCCGAACGAUUUGACUAAGAAAUUGAUCACUCAUACAACAGCUACUGGCUUCAAGAAGCCAGCAUUAAACAAGGUGAACAGUUCAGAACCAAAAGUCACUAACGACAGACCGGUUGUAACAGCAGUAGAGUUGAAAAAGAGCUUCCUUGAGAACAAGCAGGACGACAGCGUGAUAGACACCACUCCAGUGAAUUUCAGAGAGUUGACAAAAGCGUUCGGUCAAGAUGUUUGCAUCCGGGCGAAGCCAAAAAGGGCCAGUACAAUUUCACGCUCAAAUUCUCAAUUGGAAAGUGAUACCAAUAAACAGAAUGGGCAUAAUCUGGAUCAGUGUUUAACGAAUGGCCAUCAGAACAACGUGCUGAAAAGGUUCACUUCGGUAGUGGGCAUUCAAGGGCAGAGUCAAGGCAACUUGUCGUUCAAAAAUGACACGAACGCGAAAGGAAGUCAGCCACUGCCUGUUGUGAAAGGAUUUAAGAUUUCGAACACAAAGAUCGACGGAGGUCAACGUCACGAAAAUCACGUUAACGCGAUGAAAGAAAGUGGUUCGAAGGAGGUAGUGAAGGAGGAUGGUACUAAAAGAUCGUCCAAAGAAUCAAAUGGCAUUCCAAGACCUCCCACAAUGCCGGUGAUAACAGGCGUGACAUUGAAAAGUGCCAGACCCAAGUCGAUGCCCAUACAAAUUGACCAACGAGACAUUUUGUUGGAGUCGAUAAGGAACUUCGGUGGUCGCGAGAAUUUGAAGAGCGCUGCAGGAAGAUGUUAACUGCCUUUCAAUAACUAGGAAACGUUCCUAUCCGAGGAUAAAAAGUCGAGAGAGAAACUAACGACCGAAGAUGUAUUACUGCUGAAGAGAUAUUCUGGUGCUUUAAAUCGUACAGUCUUAGUGAUAAAAGCAGCGUUUGACAAUCGUCGAUAUAAUAGGCGGGACAAAAAGAUCUAUUUCUGUAUACUUUUUAAUUCACCAUCGAAGGACCAUCCCAUGUUUGUCCCGUAUUUUUAUAGUAGACUUUCUCGUCAGUUGUCAAACCAAUUUUUUUCUUUUUUUUUCUUUUUUUUUUCUUUUUUUUUUUGUCGAAAUCAUUCCCUUGAUAGUUCGCUGGUUAGUAAUCUAUAAAAAACGAAAAAGAAAAAAUAACGACCACGUUAGUCGUUCAUGUGUAAAUACUGUGUGUAAAAAAAAAAUCGAGACAACCGGAAAGGAAAGUUGUCAAUGAAAAAAAAAAAAAGAAAAAACUCAAUCGAUGAUGAUGUACAUAUCGUUUAGGUUUUUUAAAGCAAAGUAAGAGGAACGUCGUAAUUUUUGUGUCCAAAUAGUCAAUGGACCGGCUUAGGUUCGUUUUUGAAACGUUGUUGCUCAUUGUAUGAUGCAGUCUACGCAAUUCUUGUUAAGUUUUCCUUUUUUCUUUUCUGUUUCUUCUUUUAUUCUUCAAUCAGUCACUCGAUCCUAAUCUAGCCUAAAAUGAAAGAAAAAAAGAGUUGAGAAUAUACAGAUUAGGUCUGAGUGAUUGAGUCAGUGUUGACUAACAUUUCCUAUUCUUUACGAUUAACAUUAAGUUUCUAUCACUGGGACCAAAGGUGACAUCUUUUAUUUUACGUACUGUACAACGAAUUUAGAUGUUGUUAAGGUGUGUGUUUAACUUAACUAUGAAAGAUAAUUUUUUUUUUUCGGUUCUUUUUCUUUUUUUUUUUUUGAGAGAAAAAAAGAGUGGGAGGGAGAGAAAGGAAGAAAAAUCUGGUCAGUUGUAUAGAUUGAAAAUCAUAUUAAUGAUGAGUUUGUAUUCAUCAAUGAGUUUGUAUUAACGAAAUUCAAAGAACAUUCUAACAUGUGUUCGUAGAAAACAACGAAGAAUUUGUUUAAUAAUUGAUUUUCACUUUUUUUUUUGCUUUUGGUUAAAAACAAGAAAAGUUUUUGGUUUGUAGCGAAAUUUUAGCAAUCAUGCGGAAAAAACACAUUGAGUUUGUUAAUACAAUAUUAACAGUGUUAUUGUAAAAAAAAGUCAAUUAAAAGACUAUGGUUAAUUAACAAAUCUGAUAUGAUGUAUAUUUGUUUUAUGGAUUAUGAUCAUUAUAGACAAAUAUUUUUAUGGCAGAUGGGGUAGUCACACCAUGGAUGAGUGUAUUCUGUACUGUAAAUACCAUAUAAUGUGUUAAUACUGUAUUUAAUAUUAUUUUCUUUGCGUAAAAAUAUAUUACAGCGACACUUCUAUUUA